GCGGCGCUCGCAGCCGGCCGGGGAGGCGGGCACGGACGGACCCGCGCCUCGGCCCUCCAGCCCCGACGGCCCAGCGCUCGGCAAAGGGGAGCGAUGCCGAUGCUGGACUGCAGUUCAGAGCCCGGUAGUUUCAGCCAUCUAUUUGAGGCAGGAACCGCUGUGAAUGCACCUGUGGAUGCCUUUGGCCAGUCUCCAGCUCACUUGGCUGCUUGUGGUGGUGAAGCCUUUUUCCUACUUUGGCAAUUGCAGACAGGAGCAAAUUUGAACCAACAGGAUUGCCUUGGAGAAGCUCCGAUUCAUAAAGCAGCAAAAGUUGGGAGUUUGGAAUGUCUUGCUCUCCUUGUUGCUGGUGAUGCUAAAAUUGACUUGUGCAACAACAGUGGACAGACAGCAGCAGAUCUCGCACUGGAUUAUGGCUUUCUGGAAUGUGCCAAGUUCCUCAGGACAAUUCAGCACACUCAGACAAUGAAACUGAGACGGCAGUCUGGAUACUCGCUAAGUGACAAACAUGCCUGGCUGAGAGAGGAUCCAACUGCCCAGAAACAAGAAAGUGAAACCAGCAGAUCCAUAAGCAGGAAGAGGAGAAGAUCAGAUGAUCUCCUCUCUUAGUUGCAAGAAGAAACAGCCUGUAAUCCAAACAUAAAAUAAGGGUAAUCUGA
Malurus melanocephalus (red-backed fairy wren) is the source of this 659-nucleotide messenger RNA. It is a transcript of the gene ANKRD37, whose product is annotated as ankyrin repeat domain 37. Bases 94 to 609 code for a protein of 171 amino acids. Gene Ontology annotation, molecular function: protein binding. Lineage: Eukaryota; Metazoa; Chordata; Aves; Passeriformes; Maluridae. The record is from RefSeq and is a predicted model, not a curated record. The transcript is spliced from 5 exons.